Molecule: messenger RNA, 456 nt
Organism: Nannospalax galili (Upper Galilee mountains blind mole rat)
Lineage: Eukaryota; Metazoa; Chordata; Mammalia; Rodentia; Spalacidae
Product: endogenous retrovirus group K member 21 Pro protein-like
Exons: 1
Coding region: 1-456 (151 amino acids)
Biological process (GO): proteolysis
Molecular function (GO): aspartic-type endopeptidase activity; nucleic acid binding
Source: RefSeq, a predicted model, not a curated record
AUGCAGCUACAUGAGAGACCAAAAAUGAAAUUAUGGGUGAAUGGUAAGAGUUUUGAAGGAAUCCUGGAUACUGGAGCAGAUAUAAGCAUUGUUUCCUCCUACUGUUGGCCCCAUGAAUCGCCUCUUAAAAGGUCAGAUAGGUCUCUUUUAGGCCUGGGGUACAAUUCUAACCCUGAAAUAAGUACCAAAAUUUUAAGCUUCCUGACCUCGGAAGGCCAACGGGGAACUUUUAGGCCUCAUGUGUUGCCACUGCCCGUCAAUUUAUGGGGCAGAGAUAUUAUGCAACAACUGCAAUUGACCCUUUCCAAUACCCCUACUUAUUCUCAACAAGCUCAGAAUAUGAUCAUGCAGAUGGGCUAUGUCCCAGGCAGAGGCCUGGGAAAAGGCCUACAAGGCAUUAAAGAACCAGUUCAGAUGAACCCUAAUAACAACCGUUCGGGGCUGGGUUUUUCCUAA